Messenger RNA from Papilio xuthus (Asian swallowtail), 5993 nucleotides. RefSeq names its product multidrug resistance protein homolog 49-like. Gene Ontology annotation, cellular component: mitochondrial inner membrane. The record is from RefSeq and is a predicted model, not a curated record. The transcript has 26 exons. The coding region runs from base 119 to 4042 and encodes 1307 amino acids. Gene Ontology annotation, molecular function: ATP hydrolysis activity; ABC-type oligopeptide transporter activity; ATP binding. Gene Ontology annotation, biological process: oligopeptide export from mitochondrion. Lineage: Eukaryota; Metazoa; Arthropoda; Insecta; Lepidoptera; Papilionidae.
AAACGGCUGUCGCGCAAGGCAGUCGUGCUCCAAUUAUUAUUUAUCAUAAACUUUAACAUAUACAGUAACUAAUAGAUAUUUAUAACCUUGUAGGAAAUCGCCUUUAUAUACGACAGUCAUGGGAAUAAAGAAAAAAAAGGAACCAACGCCAGAACCGGAAUACAAAGUAUCCUACUUUCAAAUAUUUCGAUAUGCGACUUGUACGGAGGCAUUAGCGACCAUCACUGGGAUCCUGCUGGGUCUUCUAAGCGGCGGUGGUGUGUGCUACAAUCUCGUACAGUUCGGCGAGCUUAGCACAUCAUUCGUCGAGAGGACGGCCAACCAAGACCAGCUCUCCAGCUAUUUACCAUUGACAACAUUGUUUGGUGGCGGGAGACGACUGUUUAAUGCCUCACAUGAAGAGAAUAUGGAAGCUUUAGUGGAAGACGCAAAAGCGAUGUGUAUCGGAAUGUUUGUCUCUAUCGGCAUCUCACUCAUAUUCUGCAUAUUUUCUGUUGGACUUCUCAGUUGGAGUGCUUUAAGACAAAUAACAAGAAUACGCAUGUUGUUUUUGGAAGCGGUACUACGACAAGACAUGGCAUGGUUCGACACUGACUCCGAGUUCAACUUAGCCUCGAAGAUGUCGGAAAAUAUGAUGAAGCUCAAAGAAGGUAUGGGUGAGAAACUCGGAGUUGUUGCUAAUCUCGCGGGCACUGCUAUCCUGUGCCUUUGCCAAUCGUUUCCAAUGGGCUGGGAAUUAACAUUGGCUUGCAUCACUGUUGUGCCUUUCUCUAUCACAGCUUCCAUUAUUUUAUCAAACUAUCAAACGAAGUCAUCAAUAAGAGAGAUGAACGCUUACAGUCAAGCUGGUAAGCAAGCGGAAGAAGUAUUAAAAUCUGUAAGAACUAUUGUUGCAUUUGGCGGAGAGACCAAAGAGGUUGACAGAUAUCGUCGUUUACUCGAGCCCGCCGAACGCUACGGGCGCAAAAGAGGAUUAUACACUGGUUUGGGAACUGGCUUUAAUUGGGUACUUACAUAUUCAUUGAAUGCAAUAGGCCUCACGUAUGGCGCUCGACUUAUCCUCAUCGAUUGGGAGAAACCUACUGACGAAAGGAAGUAUCUUGUCGGAGUUGUAUUCAGUAUUCUAUUCAGCGUGUAUAUGGCAACUCAGUCGAUAACGUUCUGCGUACCUCACGCGGAAGUAUUCGCAGCGGCGCGGGGAGCUGCGGCUAGUAUCUUCAAGUUAUUAGACAGAGAGCCAACGAUUGACAGCCUGGAUAAAGGAGGUCUUAUGCCACGAAGAGUUCUAGGGGACAUCAAGUUUGAUGAUGUCCACUUCAGCUAUCCAUCUCGACCUAAUGUUAAGGUACUCCAAGGAUUCUCCCUGCACAUUAAGGCAGGUGAAUGCGUCGCGCUUGUUGGCUCCUCAGGUUGCGGCAAGAGUACUAUUCUGCAGUUACUACAGAGAUUAUACGACCCAUUGCUGGGGACUGUCAAACUAGACGGGAAGAACGUUAAGAGUUUAAAUCUAGGAUGGCUCAGAUCUAGUUUAGGUGUUGUCGGUCAGGAGCCAGUGCUGUUCCGAGGGACGAUAUUCGAAAAUAUUUCAAUCGGUAUUCCUGAAGCGACAAGGGAAGAGGUUCAAAGAGUUGCAGAGAUGGCGUAUGCACAUGAGUUCAUUACUCAUCUUCCUAAUGGUUACGACACAGUGAUUGGUGAAAGAGGUGCUUCGCUAUCUGGUGGACAGAAGCAGAGGAUAGCUAUAGCGAGGUCGCUCCUGCGCGAACCGGCCGUGUUACUACUGGAUGAAGCAACUUCAGCCCUUGACCCGCAUUCUGAGCGGCAAGUACAAGCCGCGCUGGACCGAGCUAGUGCCGGUCGAACCACGAUCAUGGUUUCACACAGGUUAUCAACGAUUGUAAACGCUGACCGUAUCAUAUGCAUGGAUCAGGGCGCUAUUGUUGAACAAGGGACACACGAAGAACUUAUGAAAGUCAAAGGUUUCUAUCACAAAUUGGUAACGACUGGUAACGAGAACAAAGAACCAGACGUUAUAGAGACAUUGCCUGAGGAAGGUGACGGCGUCGUAGAGAAUGGAGAUGCAGCUUUGGUACCAAGAGUUGAUGUGAAACGCAGAUCUACACGACGAUUGCACAGACAUCAUUCCAUUAAACGAGAAUCACACGAUUGGAUGACACCACGCGGUUCAAUAAGUUCUGUCAUAUCGACCGGCCUUCAGAACAUGGUGUUCAACAGUGAAUUCGAAUCUGAAGAUGAAGCGGACAAUGACGAUGAAGAAAUCAAACCCGUUAGUGACUGGGCACUUCUGAAGCUCAACGGAAAAGAAUGGCCGUACAUUGUAGUCGGCUCAAUCGCUGCGUUUGUUCAAGGCGCUUGCUUCCCAAUAUUUGCCCUCUUGUUUGGUUACACUGGUGGUAUAUUCGUUCUAAAGGAUCACAGCGAGAUUAUUUACCUGGCAGACUUUUAUUCGGGUAUGUUUGUGGUUGUGGCAGCUGUAGCUGGAGUGUCAAUGUUCCUUCAGAGUGCGACGUUCACACACGCUGGUUUGAAGAUGACAACAAGAUUGAGACAUCAAUACUUUUCUGCUAUACUGAGACAGGAAAUUGGCUUCUUUGACAAAGAGAAGAACACAGUCGGAGCGAUGUGCGCGAGGCUAAGUGGUGACGCGGCUGAGGUGCAAGGAGCUACCGGGCUGAGGAUAGGCCUCAUACUACAAGGCACCAGCUCCGUCGUUGUCGGAUUUAUAAUGGCAAUCUGUUACAACUGGAAGUUGACUCUAGUUGGAACCGCGUUCUUGCCACUUAUGGUGGGAAGCAUCUGGCUAGAAGGAAUUGUAUCGCAAAAAUCACAAACAGACGAGCGAGCGGCAAUGGAAUCUGCAACUGCAAUAGCAACUGAAGCAGUUGUCAGUAUUAGAACAGUCCAGAGCUUGGGAGUGGAAAAAACAUUUUUGAAGAGGUUCGAAGAGGGAUUGAUGGAAGCUGGCGCUGCUAUGACCAAGAAGACUAGAUGGCGUGGAUUGGUGCUCGGUCUGGGCGUGUAUGUGCCUUUCAUGUCGUACUGCAGUGCGACAGUGUACGGUGCAGUACUCGUCGCGUACGAGGGACUUGAAUACAAAAUUGUACUUCUGGUAAAUGAAGCUCUGAUGUACGGGGCUUACAUGUUAGGACAAUCUCUGGUUUAUGCUCCUAGCUUCAAUUCGGCCAAAGCGUGCGGUGCAAGAAUACUAUCAGUCAUUCAUAGACAACCUAAAGUUAGGACAGAGGAUGGCUUAAAGGAUAGGCGAGAUUGGACUGCAACUGGUAACUUUAGCAUCAAAGACGUAGAAUUUAGCUAUCCGACUAGACCCCACCAGCAAAUUCUUAAGGGCAUAGACCUAAAGGUUGAAGCGGGAAAAACUGUAGCAUUAGUUGGAUCGUCUGGAUGUGGUAAAUCUACCAUAUUGCAAUUGAUGCAACGUUUCUACGAUCCCGAUUCUGGUAACAUUGAAUUGGACAACCGCGACAUCCGUAUGUCUCUAACACUACCGCGUCUUCGACGACAAUUAGGCGUGGUGCAGCAAGAGCCGGUGUUGUUUGAUCGCACUUUAGCGGAGAACAUCGCUUACGGUGACAAUAAUCGUAAAGUUUCAAUGCACGAGAUUAUAAGCGCUGCUAAAGCCGCGAAUAUACAUAGCUUCAUUGUUUCUCUCCCCAAGGGUUAUGAUACGAACCUUGGCUCUAGCGGCGCUCAACUGUCUGGAGGACAGAAGCAACGGGUGUGUAUCGCGAGGGCAUUGAUACGAUCCCCGCGACUUCUAUUGCUUGACGAGGCAACUUCAGCGUUAGAUGCUAACAGCGAGAAGGCUGUGUCUGAAGCGUUGGAAAAAGCUGCCAAAGGACGUACGUGUAUUACGAUUGCUCAUCGUCUUUCAACGAUUAAGGAUUCGGACAUCAUCUGUGUUUUAGAUAAAGGUAAAAUCAUCGAACGUGGAACUCACACGGAGCUACUAAAUCUGAAAGGAUACUACUGGAGAAUGUCCAAAGGUCAACAAAUGACAUGAACGAAACUUUAAAUGGCCUUAAGUAUACAAAUGAAACUCCAAUUUUCGAAUACAAUUUAUUCAUUUAAUUAAGAAACACAUGUGCCAUUUAUUUGUCGAAUGAAUUUUAUAUAAAUCAAAACAAACUUAAAAUAGUAUCUUUUAUUUACAGUUUGAUUCAAAAUGCAUAUUACAAAUGAAAUACGUCAUAAUUAUGAGAAACUCCAAAAUCUUUGUCUUUACCCUGUAUUCAAAAAGCGAAACAAUAUCCCGGGGUUUCUGAGACCAAAAUCCUUUUUUAAAAAAUAUUAUCUGUAUUUUGUCAAAGAUGAACGUAGGUAGGGAUGACGAUUCGUUUUAUUCAGAAAUGUUCGUCUCAGAAACCCACGGUAACAGGUCAAGUUUUAAUAAUGUGACACAACUUAAAAUACUUAUUUUAAAACUUCAUAAUAAAUGUUCUGUUCUUAUAUUAUUAAUGUUGAAUAAACCACUAUACUUAGUCUUUCCAACGACCACUUAGUCUAUAAUUAGUAUGAGGAAUCUAUGCUAAGUGACUGAAGAGACCAGACUCGGGAAUGUAAACAAUAAAUCUUUAAUUUGUUAUCAUCGCAAAUAGACGAAUAAAACUUUUACGAGUAAAAAUUUAUAUCAGUCUUCAUACAGUAAAAUAUUCCUUAAUUCAAUAAGUGAUGUUUAGAUAAUUUUAUAUGUUCAUACAAUUCCAAAAUUUUUGUACAAGUGUUUUGUCAAUGGAAACACUAAGAAAUACACAUGUUAUGAGGUACAUGUAAAAAUCCCUAAAGACUUUAGCAUAGCUUGGUAUAUUUAUUUUACUUCAUGAUAAAAAUCCACGAGAUAUUUUUUUAAAGAACAGAACACUAUAUUUAAUAUUACGAUAUAAAUGGUUACAUGAUUACAUAGGCGAUUAUAAAAUGAUUAUAUAAUUAAAACGAAUAAAAUAUAUGUGAGACAGCACAAAAAUCACUAUAUAUUAUUAAAAAAAUAAAUAUAGGCUACAACAUUGCGUGUGUGCGUAGUAAGAAAACAAUUUACAAUCUAAGUAAUGUCUUUAUAACCGUGAGUUUCCACUGUGGAAAUAUUUUUUGACGUGUACAGCUGUAGAAUCCUGCAGUAAUUCAUUACUAUGUGACACGCGUCUCUGUUUUAUUGAAAGCGAAUGUGUGAGAUGAAAAUAUGUGUCAUAAUAAAUGUAGCUACAGUGGAAACCCACAUUAAUAGGCAGACUUACUUUGGUUUUUAGGUACACAACGAUAUCAUGUAUGCGUUAUAUAACCUUCAUUUCUACAUUGUCUUUAAGAAGUCAAAACCUCCAUUUUAGCAUCUACGAAUCUAUGAUUCAUUAAACGACUGUUUUACAUACGGCUACAUAUAUACGAUUAACCGUUGGUUUCUGAGGCAUAAAUCUCUGUUUAAAAUAUAUCCCUGUCAUUACCUUUGACAAAAUAGAGAUAACAAUGUGUUUUAAACAGGGAUUUUGGGUCAGAAACCUACAGUAAGACUUAAGUUUACGGAAUACGGAAACAAAACCAACAUCAAAUAUGUAUUUAAAUGCUUUCUGACAUUCCUAAGAAAAAGAGAUAUCCGCAAAAUGUUCCAAAAAAAAUGAUGUUAGCUUUUUAUCUACGCGUAUUUCUGCGUACAUUUCUAUUGAUAAUAUGCUUAAAGUAAAUAAGAAUAAUUAAUAAUAAGUUUAUAAUAGCGCCUGUACAAAUGGUACAUUCACAACCAAGCCUUGCACGCGCGGUCGUUAUUAAAAUUUGCCUAUGUAAGGUAUCGAUUAUCAAAUUAAUGUCAAACAAGACUAUUAAAAAACUGGGGAUCUGGUAACUGUUUAUCUCAAGAGAUCAAAUGAAUACAUAAAAAAAUGUUAUACGUAUUCCAUUUAAAGGGACAAACGAAAUUAUUAAUUUUAAUAAACGAACGUUGAAAAACAUUUUAAUUUUAUAACUAU